AUGUCGAUUAUAGACAAGUUUAUUUCUGAUAUCGAUCAGCGCAUCAAUGACCCUCAUUCUCGUACCCCUUCAAUGAGCUUCCGUGCAGACGAGUUGAAAGAGUAUAAUUCGCUUUUCCAAGUCCAGGAUGAAUAUACCUCGAAAUCAUGGGAGCCUCCAAAUCCUCUUCCACUUCAAAAGCCAGAGAAACCUAAAGGAGAGUAUGUUUUAACUUAGGCAGUGCCACUGAACGCCUUGCUAAAAAAGCGAGUUUCAAUGACCGCCGACAUUUAGAAGAAAGGUGAUUUCCAAUUAGACUGAAAAAAAUGCAAGAUGAUAAAAUCGCAGCUGAGAAGAAACCUGCAAAAGCUACUAAAAGAGAAAUUCAGGAUCGCCAGGAAUAUCUUCAUAAGCAAGCUAAUCUUAUGCAAAGGAAGCGAGAAAAUCAAAAAUUAGAACAAAUUAAGCAAGAGUUAACGAAAUUAUCGGGACCUUCUCUGUCGAAAAAAUCUAUUGAAAUUACGAAUAGCCAAGGAAGAGCUGGAAAAAUUGAAGAUAGGCUUUUAAUAGCUGGCCAGAGAAGCAAAAAAAAUGCACAAGAAAGACUGGCAAGCAAUGAAAGAGAAUCAAAAGCAAACGCAGUUCCAGUUAUAACCCCUUUUGCGUCAAAAAUUGUCAGGGAAGGAGAUAUAGUAGAUCGGCUUGCGUUAUAUCAGAAAAUAUACAAAGAUAAAAAAGAACUUAUAGGAAAAGAACUGAAAUCUGAGUUCUCUUUUCAACCCCAAAUUAAUAGAGAUUUUAUAUCAGAACGCCCAGCCCUGACUUCAGUGCGGUCAGAGGCUACAUUUAAAGAAGAAUUUCCUUUCCGGCCAACAUUAGAUGAGAAUUCAAUGAAAAUUGCAUCUAGGCUAGGACCAUUUGGAAAUCUUAAUCUUAAUAUUAUCUAUAAGCUUAACGUCCACUACGGGGUAGCCAACUCCAGAGCUGCCACCAUAUUUAUCCACGUGUCGGGUCCAGAAAUCGCUGGAUCGAUCCCUUUUGAUCUCCAAGGCACGGGUAAAUAAGGCGUUCCGGCUUCGACGGGCUUCGCUGCCGCCACGGCUUUGUUUCGACUCAGCUCCUGCGCGUGUUCCGCCUGAGGGUCCAUCUCCCUUGGGAUGUGCUGAGGGGUAAAAACUCCAGAUCUUGAGCGCACUGAGGAGCAGUUUCCUUUGGUUAUCCCCAAAGUUAAACCGCUAUUGCUGUGCAGAAGUUCUUGAGGUGAAAACCCAACCCUAUAAAUAAAAUUGCUAGAGUGAGAGAAAGUUAGCGGAGCUAACUUCGCUUGAGCGAAAGCCAUUUUAUUUGACCAUUUGGAAAUCGCUCUACAAAGCACAGUAGAAUUGAAGCUGAGCCAUUUCCUUUUAAACCCUCAAUUAACAAGUCUACUAAUAUAGAUCCAAGAGCUCGAAGCACUUCGCCGAGAUGGAAAGGCUUAUACGACCUAAAUUUCGAAAAGCGCGAAAAAAUUGAAAUACUUAGAAACGAGUUCCAAGAAAGCCAAAGGGAUCUGGAAUGCACUUUUCAUCCCAAAACGACUUCGCCAGUAACCUCGACUGACCCCAGCAAAACCAUCCAAAGACUUUAUAAUUGGGAAAGAUUGAAAACUAGCAGAAUUGAAGAAAUUAAGGAAAAGAAAGCAAAUGAAGACUUGGAGAACUGCACUUUUAAACCUUCCCUACAAGCUAAGCCAAACUACGACGAAAGCGAUGAGUUCGCUAGAAGAAGCGUGCAAGAGUUUCUCGAUAAAUUGACUGACUCACCACCUUCAUAAGAUUAAUAUAGAUCUCAUUGAAGGUUUGAUAUGAAUUCAUUUUAAUAUGCAAACAUAGUAUUGAAAAUUGAAAAUAACUAAAAAAAAUUAAAAAUCUUAUUUAAAAUUUUUCUAUUAAAAUUAUUAAUUUGGGAAAGAAAAAGCCUGAAAAACAAUUUUCGUAUAUGCAAAAUUAUCAAAUGAAGCAGGACUACAAGCAGAAAAAAAUUCCAGAUGAUUUGUCGAUUCCUUUGAUCGACGGCGACAUAAACUCAAUGCAAUACGACGAGGCGAUUCAAGAACUUCAUGAUCUGCUUCAUAAAUAUUACUAG
Blepharisma stoltei is the source of this 2103-nucleotide messenger RNA. Lineage: Eukaryota; Ciliophora; Heterotrichea; Heterotrichida; Blepharismidae. The record is from the annotation of a GenBank genome assembly.